AUGACCAAAACAAACAUUCACAUCCCAGGCCUCGCCGGGUUAAACGCCUACACCCGGACACUCAGCAUAGACGAUGUAAAGAUAUGCGUAUCCGUCGAAGAAGCCUUCACGGAAGCCGAGCGGUGCUCCGAGGAAAAGUUCUAUUAUCGGCUCGGAGCUUGUCCGGAACUAUGUCUGGGCCUGUUUAUCGAGAACGAGGAUGGCAGUGGCUCGGACAAGCUUAUUGCGCAUGUCAUUGCACUCCGUACGCACGACACACGUAUCACGGAUGGGGCGGUGGGAAUGCCGUGUGAUUGGCGCUCUUUGGAUGGCGAACCGGUCUUUGUGGAUGGGGAAUUGAUUGGGAAUCAUAAGUAUGGGGAGAAUAUUGCGAUUCAUUCGGUGGCCGUUUCGCCGGAGUACCAGGGGAAGAAGGUUGGGAGGGCGUUUGUGCGGGCAUAUAUUGAGUACCUUCGGGGGGCGGUGCUUAUUGCGCAUGAUUAUUUGGUUAAGUUUUAUGAGGGUGCUGGGUUCAAGAAUCUGGGGAAGAGCGAGUCGACCUUUGCGGGGGGUGGUUGGUAUGAUAUGGAUUGA
Penicillium bovifimosum is the source of this 573-nucleotide messenger RNA. RefSeq lists its product as uncharacterized. Gene Ontology annotation, molecular function: aralkylamine N-acetyltransferase activity. NCBI's taxonomy places the organism in Eukaryota, Fungi, Ascomycota, Eurotiomycetes, Eurotiales, Aspergillaceae. Gene Ontology annotation, cellular component: cytoplasm. The record is from RefSeq and is a predicted model, not a curated record. Bases 1 to 573 code for a protein of 190 amino acids. The transcript has 4 exons.